Messenger RNA from Scheffersomyces amazonensis, 1677 nucleotides. RefSeq lists its product as uncharacterized. Lineage: Eukaryota; Fungi; Ascomycota; Pichiomycetes; Serinales; Debaryomycetaceae. The record is from RefSeq and is a predicted model, not a curated record. Bases 56 to 1603 code for a protein of 515 amino acids. Gene Ontology annotation, biological process: termination of RNA polymerase II transcription. Gene Ontology annotation, cellular component: cytoplasm; mRNA cleavage factor complex. Gene Ontology annotation, molecular function: mRNA binding; phosphatidylinositol binding; ubiquitin binding. The transcript has a single exon.
AAAUCGCAAACUUAUACUAAUAAUAUUAACUAAUCUCAAUUAAAAAAUAUCGGAGAUGGAAUCAGGUGCAUUGAUUGAAGAUUAUGCACAAAGUUUGAAUGAUUUGACAUUCAAUUCACGUGUAAUCAUUGAUAAUUUGACUACUAUUGCCAAAGAGAAUGCUAAUCAAGCCGAUGGAAUUAUUAAUGUUAUAUCUAAAAGAAUUCGAUCGGCAACUCCAGAACAAAGAUUAUUUGCAUUAUAUUUAUUAGAUUCCAUAUGUAAGAAUGUAGGAAGUCCAUAUAAUGUAUUACUUGAAGAUAGUUUACCAGGAUUAUUUAGUGCAGUAUUUCAAAGUAAUGAUGAUGCUACUAGAACAAAAUUAGUAAGUGUUCUUCAAACAUGGAAGACAGCAAAAGCAAAGGGUACCACCUCACCAUUAUUCAGUAAAAUAUGUUUAAAUAAGAUUGAUAAUUAUUUGAAAAAGACAGGAUUCCAAUCUUCAACUCCUGUUUCAGUAUCAUCUAUACAAAAUAAAUUACCAGGAAAUCAAAAUAAGAUGGUAGACGAAAUAGAUAAAUUAAUACUAGUACUUGAUAUUAAAUUACAAGAAAAUCCCGAUAUUAAAACAAAGGAAAGACGUAGUGCACUUUUUAAUUUGAAAGCUUUACUUUUAAGUGGUAGUGUUCAACCUGCUGAAUUCCCUCGUAUUCAAGCUACAUUAAAUGAAAUGUCAAGUCAAAUCAGUAAUAAUUCCACUCCACAACCAAUUUCAAUAGUAGAUGGAAUAUUUCUGAAUUUAAUUGAAUCAGGUUUGGUUAAAGUAGACCGUGAUCCUAUUCCAGGUUCAACACCCGUAUAUACAUUACAAUUUCCUAAAAUUAAAUAUAUUCCACCAUCAAAAGAUAUUUCAACAUCAAGUACUUUACAAGAUAUAUUAAAUGCCAAUCUUCAUACUAGUUUGCAUACCACCGAAUAUGAAAAAGUAAAGUUUGAAGGCUUGGUUACAGUUUCAAAACAAAUAGCUAAUGGAGGUCUUCAAGGAUUUAUUAAUACCAAUAAACCAACUGGAGUUGAAAUAAAUUUAUUAUAUGAAGCUAAACCAUCUAAAUGUUCAAUUUGUGGUAAAAGAUUUACCACUGAUGGUGAAGGAUCAAAUAGAAAAAGGUUGCAUUUAGAUUGGCAUUUUAGAAUUAAUAAAAAAGUUGCAACUAAUGCUUCUAAUGUUCAAUCAAGGAAUUGGUACUUGGAUGAUUAUGACUGGGUUAAAUUUAGAGAUGAUGCUUUAUUAGAAUUUUCAACUACUUCAGAUAGUAAUGGUAAUGGUAAUGGUUCUGGAAAUAAUGAUGUUAAAGAUCUUAUAGAUUUUGUUACUAAUAAUCAAUAUGUUGUUGUACCAUCUACUUCAAGUAAUAUGAAUAAUAGAUGUAAUAUUUGUCGUGAGACUGUUAAAGCUAUCUAUAAAGAUGAUAUAGGAGAAUGGGUAUGGCCAGGAUGUAUUAAAGUUCCUGGUGAAGGUAAGAAUAGUCGUAAGAUUGUUCAUGUCAGUUGUUUUAAUGAAACAAAUAAAAAGAGAAGUGCCGAUACAAGCUUACAUUCAAGACCCAAACGUGAAAGAGUCUAAAGGGAAUAAAGUUAAUUAUCUGUAUAAUGUACUAAUUUUUGUACUGUUUAUAGAGUUUACGAAUUAAUGAAAGU